CAGUUCGUUCGCUCUCUCCUCUUCCACAAUGUCUUCCAACGGACGCUCCAAAUCUGCCGCUCCCAUCUCCCCUGAGCCCGACGCUGAUGCUUCUUCCCCCAACAAGAAGCUCAAAUCCGAGCUCAAUGGAGAUGGAACUCCCAUUUCACAUUCCCCCGCUAAACUGGCUUCUCAGAGCACGAAGGUGAAGGCGGAAUUGAGCGGCGACGAGGACUAUGAUUCGGCUAGGUUCGUGGAGCCCCGCAUUCCAGAUAGUGAGGCGAGAGAACGGUGGCCUCUGCAGUAUCGGGGAAAGAAGCAGCAGCAGGUAGAUGGGGAGAAAAAUUCAAGGGAUGACGCUGAAGAGGUAAUUCAGGCUCACCGUCAUUACUCACAGGCUGAAGUUGACAAUACCAUUUACAAUCUCUUUGAUGAUGCCCAUGUUAAGGCUGAAGAUGGGGAGGAAGAUUAUAUAUGCAGAAUUGUUGAAAUGUUCGAGGCUGUCGAUGGGCAACUAUAUUUCACUGCUCAAUGGUAUUAUAGAGCUAAAGAUACUGUUGUGAAAGAUCAUGCUCAUCUCAUCAAUGACAAGCGUGUAUUCUUUUCAGAAGUUCGGGAUGAUAAUCCAUUGGAUUGUCUUGUUAAGAAGCUAAAUAUAGCUAGAAUUCCUAUAAGUAUGGCCAUGGAUAAGAAGAAAACCCGUCCUCCAGCUUGUGACUUCUACUGUGACAUGUUAUACUUGUUGCCGUAUUCCUCAUUCAUUAAACUGCCUGAAAGUGAGAAAAGGGUUGGCAGUGAGGCGUCGUCGACAAUUUCCUCCGAGGGUGAUACCAAUGGACCAUGUGAAGUGACCUCAAUUGGGGAUGUCACUCAAGCACAUCAGUGUUGUAAGCCUGAUGUUGCACUUCUUGAUUUAUAUUCAGGAUGUGGUGCCAUGUCAACUGGAUUAUGUUUAGGCGGCAAUUUGUCUGGGGUGAACCUAGUCACAAAAUGGGCAGUUGAUUUAAAUCAAUAUGCUUGUGAAAGUCUAAAGUUCAAUCACCCAGAGACAGAGGUUAGAAAUGAAAUGGCAGAAGAUUUUUUAUCGUUUUUAAAAGAGUGGGAAGUUCUUUGCAAAUAUUUUUCGUUGAUAAAAAGUGAAGGGCCACAACAAAAGUACGUAGAUCUUUUUGCUAAUGAAGAGGAAGGGGAAGAUGAAGGGGAAGCUGAAAAGACUGAAGAUGAUGAAGAGGUGUUUGAAGUAGGAAAAAUACUUGCAAUAUGUUACGGUGAUCCUAAUGGAACUAAAAAGCGUGGAUUGUUUCUUAAGGUUUCCUGGAAGGGUUAUGGCUCUGAAGAAGACACAUGGGAGCCAAUUGAGGGAUUGAGCAACUGCAAGGAAAAGUUGAAAGAUUUUGUGACAAAUGGUUACAAAUCAAAGAGCUUACCUUUGCCUGGUGAUGUGGAUGUUAUCUGCGGAGGGCCUCCUUGCCAGGGUAUUAGUGGUUUCAAUCGCUUCAGGAACAUAGAAAAUCCACUGGAAGAUGAGAAAAACAAACAGCUUGUUGUCUUCAUGGACUUAGUGGAGUAUCUUAGGCCUAAUUAUGUUUUGAUGGAGAAUGUAUUAGAUAUUGUAAGGUUUGCCAAUGGAUAUCUGGGACGGUAUGCGCUUGGUCGUUUAAUAUCAAUGAAUUAUCAAGUUCGUAUGGGAAUGAUAGCAGCAGGUGCAUAUGGACUUCCACAAUUUCGUAGGCGAAUGUUUAUGUGGGGUGCCCAACCAACAGAGAAGCUUCCACAGUAUCCUCUUCCAACUCAUGAUGUUGUAGUGAGGGGUGGAGUUCCUACUGAAUUUGAGAUGAAUGCUGUUGCUUUUGAUGAUGGACAUAAUGGCGUUGAGUUGGAAAAAAAGCUUCUUUUGGAAGAUGCAAUUUCUGAUCUUCCUGUUGUUGGAAAUGAUGAGCGUCAAGAUGAAAUGCCUAUUGAUAAACCUCCCAUGACUGAGUUUCAGCGUUUAAUUAGAUUGCCUAGGGAAGGUUCCUGAUUAUGCCAUGACUUUUGUAAAGGGAUCAUCACCAAAGCCAUUUGGGCGCUUAUGGUGGGACGAGACAGUACCUACAGUUGUUACUCGGGCAGAGCCUCACAACCAGGUACAUUCAAGUAGGAAAUGCAGUAGCAGUCCCGGUUGCUCGAGCGUUAGGAUAUUCGUUAGGCAUGGCGUUUCAAGGUCUUGCUGCAGAUGAGCCUGUAUUUAGUCUACCCAAAAAGUUUCCCAACAUUGUCAAACAACAGGGGAGUUGCUUGAAGAGGUAAUUCUAUAUGUAAAAGUAUGUUGUAUGUUGUGUUUAGCUUAUUGGAUUAUUCACUUUAUCCCAUUAAUGUAUUGUGGAAAUGUGCAAUUAAGAGAUAACCUUCAUAUUUAUAUCAUAAUCAAUUCCAU
Messenger RNA from Cucurbita maxima (winter squash), 2395 nucleotides. Its product is annotated as DNA (cytosine-5)-methyltransferase CMT3-like. Gene Ontology annotation, molecular function: chromatin binding; methyltransferase activity. Gene Ontology annotation, cellular component: nucleus. Bases 29 to 1999 code for a protein of 656 amino acids. Lineage: Eukaryota; Viridiplantae; Streptophyta; Magnoliopsida; Cucurbitales; Cucurbitaceae. The transcript is spliced from 18 exons. The record is from RefSeq and is a predicted model, not a curated record.